Molecule: messenger RNA, 501 nt
Organism: Suillus paluster
Lineage: Eukaryota; Fungi; Basidiomycota; Agaricomycetes; Boletales; Suillaceae
Product: ATP synthase subunit C-domain-containing protein
Exons: 6
Coding region: 1-501 (166 amino acids)
Biological process (GO): proton transmembrane transport
Cellular component (GO): proton-transporting V-type ATPase, V0 domain
Molecular function (GO): proton-transporting ATPase activity, rotational mechanism
Source: RefSeq, a predicted model, not a curated record
AUGCCAGCAGAACUUUGCCCACCAUAUGCGCCAUUUUUCGGCUUUGCAGGCGUUGCCUCAGCUGUAAGUUAUCGUACGGUUGGUGCUGCGUUCGGAACGGCAAAGGCUGGAAUCGGUAUUGCAGGCCUAGGGACGUUCAAGCCUGAACUGAUCAUGAAGGCGAGUUCGCUCGUGCCUGUGGUUAUGGCAGGAAUUAUUGCUGUGUAUGGGCUAGUAGUAUCGGUUCUCAUCGCAGGAAAUCUAUCCCCAACGAAAGACUAUACACUAGCCGCAGGUUUCAUUCAUUUGGGAGCAGGCGUUUCUUGUGGUAUGACUGGUAUUGCUGCGGGUUAUGCUAUUGGCCACGUCGGCGAUUCGUGCGUCCGGGCCUACGUUCACGAGCAAAGAGUAUUUGUGGCCAUGAUUCUCAUCUUAAUCUUUGCAGAGGUUCUGGGGCUCUACGGUCUCAUAGUUGCAUUGUUGAUGAACACGAGGGUCGCUGGUCUUGCGAGUUGCGAUUGA